Messenger RNA from Ochlerotatus camptorhynchus, 1560 nucleotides. RefSeq lists its product as uncharacterized. Bases 1 to 1560 code for a protein of 519 amino acids. Lineage: Eukaryota; Metazoa; Arthropoda; Insecta; Diptera; Culicidae. The transcript has a single exon. The record is from RefSeq and is a predicted model, not a curated record.
AUGGAUUUGAACGAAGAAUCCAUUAAGCAGGCAGCUACCGAAAAUAUGGAAACAGAAGAUACACACAAAGAAGAUGAUCUUCUGCAAAGUGUCUCGAUGGAUAAUGUUGGAAGUGGGGGAUCUGUCUCGUCUUCCAUUCUGAACUCUGAAGAUGAAGACGACGGAGUGAAUGUCACCAUUAAGGAGAUACGAAAUGAACAACAACAAAGUGAGUCAAGGCCAGUCUUGAAGCCAAAGCUAAGUGGAGCGAAAAAGAAGCGGUUCAAGAAAUUGCUGCUGAGUGGGCAUGGUCGAGAGGAAGCGCUUUCGAUGGUACUAUUGCCCCCAAAUGUGUCUACACCGAAGAGACCAAGGAAUAUCAACAGCAGUAACAACAGUGACGGAAAACCUAUCCCCAAAAAGCAAAAGGGGCAGGUUCACACGUCUGUGAAUAAAAGGAUGGAAAAUAUUAGGCAAGAGCAAUCAGUUGGUCAAAAUCCGACCUACAGUGACGUGGCCAAAUGGGUAAGGGUAGGAAUUAUGCCAAAGAACUAUCCACAAAUCCAAUUGACGAUGGAACAGAUGUACGUCGUGCAGGAGGCCAUACUUCAAAAGGUCACACAGCAAAGAAGAGAGUCCUUCAAACCGAAAUUCAUCAACUGUUGGCAACGAACUGGACAUCUAGUGAUUAAUUGCCAAGACACGGAAACGGCGGAUUGGCUAGAUUCUGUAGUUCCUAUGCUUACUCCAUGGGAAGGCGUGGAACUAACGGUAAUCGACGCGGACGACAUCCCAAGAUUAGACGUGAUGAUUGGCUUUUUCCCUCAAAGCGUGAACGACGAUAAUGACACUAUCCGGGUUUUCAUAGAGAGCCAAAACGAUGGCUUGAGCACCAACAAAUGGAGGAUAAUUCAACGUAACACUCUCUAUGAGAAACACGUUGAGUGGUUCUUCACUGUGGAUGAGGCGUCCAUGCAACAUUUUAAAGCAUGUAAUUUCCUCAUCAACUUCAAGUUUGGGCAAACAACUCUACGGAAAAAAGGUAUGUACAAACCCGAUUCAGAGGGGAUGGUUGAUUCGAGUGACGAUCUCAAAGGCAAGAAGCCGGAAAGUUGCCAGAAUUCUGGGAACAAAGACGAUCUUAGUGUCCCGGGAACAAGUGGAACUGACGGAAACUUGCCAGGAGUAAUGUCCUCCAAAACCAACCAAAAUCCUGAUCAAAACCUUCAAGAAAACUCCAAGGACUUGAAUCACUCUGGGCAUCCGAUGGACAGGAACCCAUGUGGGCCUCCAAAUGACCAGAUAAUUUCUGGGCCUCCUAAAGACCAGAAUCUUUCUGGGCCUUCAAAGGACUGGAUUUUUUCUGGGUCUCUAAAGGACCGGAAUAUAUCUGGGCAUGCAAAGGGCCGAAAUGAUUCUAGGCCUCCACAGAACCGUAAGUCAUCUGGGCUUUCAAAGGACCGGAAUUACUCUGAGUCUCUAAAGGACCGGAACAUAUCUGGGCAUCCAAAGGGCCGAGAUAGUUCUGGGCCUCUACAGGACCGUAAAUUCUCUGGGUCAUCAAAGAACCAGAAGCAGUAA